GCGCGAGGUUGUGGAGGUCCGAGGACGCGCGCUUGUGAUGUGGCGGAGAGGAGAGCGUGUGGCUUCGUUUGGUUAUGGGAGUGAUGACGUGCAGGCUUGGAUUCGGAGUGUAGAAGCGUCAUCAGAUCUCAUACUCAACAAACCAUCACAAGACACCAACAGCCGGUCAGUCACUGAAGACGACGAAAUAAACAAUUGCUAUCAAGAAGCUCACGACCUCUUACAAUCAUGGACAAAAGACAAGAAGAAGGACGGCAACAACAGUAGACUCAACAUGUUGGAUCCAGAAGACGGGUUGCUAUUGGAUACGACGCUGGACAGACAAGCAAGUGGUGCACUAGAUCGUGCCCAUAAAGUCUUACACGACUGUGACAGUGAAAGGAGACAAUAUCGGCCACAUAAGACGGCAUGGUCAUCAGGAGUGAGCUCACUACCACCACAUGAAGACCACAGCAGCUUAUUUAGACCCGCUUCUUCUUUAUUGUCACAUCGAGAUGCCUUCUCACAUGCCGGAAUGUCCGAGGAGACAGUUGAAGACGUGCUGGAGAGAAUGCGUAACGUUUCGUUGGAUCGAGUUUCAGCCGACGUGGUGAGGAAACCACCGAGAGUCAAUCCUCUUCAUACGAUGGAUAUGAGACACAAGCAGGUGAAGGAAAGACGAGAGGCAAGAGAGACAGCAAGACGGACGCGACUGGCCGAGCAGGCGGCCAAAAAGGAUGCAAGACGGGUAGCAGAACAGAUUUUGAUGAAGGAGCAACAGCAGAAGGUUGAGAAGCUGAAAUAUGAGGAUGCUCUCAUACAGCGAGAGAUGACUGUCCUCAGACGCGAACUGGAAUCCAAACGGAAAGAAAAAAUGCAGCAAAUAGUGAGAGAUAAGGAGAUCAAACAUCAAGCUGAGACUCAGAUGCAACAGGCUGGACAACAACAGUCGGUCAAGAGUCACACGUUGAAGGUGAAAAGUGAACGAGAGAAGAAGAUUGAAGAGACAAGGCGGGUGUUGGUCUCUCAGUUAGAAAUUGCGACAGCAGAGGAGGCAAAAGAGAAUCUGAGAACACUGAAAUGCCACUUCUCAGCAUGGUACAGUCUCAUUGUCUAUCGACACGUACAGCUAGGCAAAGCUCGGGCCGUCGCCGACUGGCGUUGUCUACUAAAAAUAUGGAACAAGUGGCGAGCAUACAUACUAAACAGACAGUCAGAAAAGGAAGCAGAAUGUCUCGCAGAGCAAAUGAAGAGAGAACACAGAAAUGGUCAGGUGGCAGCCGUUUUUGGUCGUCACUUGUACUUGCGUCGUUGCUUUUCCGCCUGGCAGACUUGGACUAGAAGGCGAGUGGAGAAAAAGGAGUUGGAAAACGUAAUGGAUCAGCACAGGCAAAAGAUGUCCGCUCUACUGGAAGCUGCAGCAACAGGUGCAUUGUGGAGCGACAAGAAUCCAUACUCCACAGAAAAAUCACCAUCAUCAUCAGACUCUGAUGACAACCAGCAAGACGACCCACAAACCAUCACAUCCAAAAAUUCAAAUCCCCAACGAACACAAACUUCUGGAAGCCAUCCUCUACCUGUUGAAGGGCAACUCAGAGCAGUCCACCUCAUUACAACUAAGAAAGCAAAAGAACACUUAACAAAAGUCUUAGGUUACAAUCCGGACAUGAUCCAGAGGAAUAAAAGUGAGCCACACAGAGAUGAUAGUAAGACUGUUGUACAGAGGAGAAAUACAAUAGUGACGUCAUCUGCAGCGCAGACUGCGUCAGUAGACAGUAAUCCAAGCACAAACUUGUCAUCCAGAUUGAGACCACAGUCAACAACUGGAGGUGAAAGUGGAGUUGAUGUGAAGAUGGAAAGUUCAAUGGAUAACGCAGUUUCUAUGGCUGCUGUUGCUUUGCUGCCCAAACAGCUGCCUUUGGAUAAGGUAUUGGCAGGACCGAAGGCAGUGAACAAGGUUGUAAGGAAACCUGUGAGACCGGUGGGUCUCAAAGGAAUGGAAUCGAGAACUGCUCAGAUUACAGAAAGGAGAGAAGCAAGAAUGCAGAGGAUGAAGGAAUUAGAGGAAGAGAAACUGGCCAAACUGAAAGCAGAAGAGAAAGAAAGACGUGAGCAGGAAGAGGCUGAGAAGCUGGCCAAGAUAGAAGCAAAACGAGAAGAAAAACGUUUAGCAAAACAAAGAGAAAUUGAAAAGCAAAAUCAGUUGCAAAUUCUUGCUCGACAAACAGCUCAAGCCGAAGACCAUUACCAGAAAUCCCUCAUGAUGACCUACGGACUGGCACCAUGGAAGCAUCUCAUUUCUAUAGCCAAACACAAUGAACACAGAGCCAGCAACCACAGUAACCAAGUAUUAAUGACAAAAUGCUUUGUGCCAUGGCAGCAAACCAUCAAGGAGACAAUACAGGAGAAGGAGAAGGAGGCAGAUAGUCUGUACAGAGACUUGCUGCUAAAGCGUCACUUCUCUGUGUGGCAAGAAUUUGUAGGCUUACAGUAUGGAUUAGAAGCGGCAGCAGACGCUCACAGUGAGACGUCGUUGGCAAGAAAGAUGUUGGCCGCAUGGCAUCGUUUUGUGACGAACGAGCAGCUCGAAAGGAUGGCCAAAGAGGAGAAGGCAGAUGAGCUAUACAAAAGGUUGUUGAAGCAGCGAGUUGUGAUGUGUUGGAGGCAGUUUGUCCCACUUGCUAAAGAAGAAAAACUGGCGGAGACGAGAAGAAAUCUGAUGAGACAAAGAGUAACCGAUUGGCUCCCUGACUUCAAACCCACUCUAGAUACAAGUCAAUAGAUUACAGGUGUAUAAUACAAUAUUUUUAUUAUAAUAUUAUAUGGAAUAAAGAUUAUGUUUAUUGUUUA
Molecule: messenger RNA, 2829 nt
Organism: Corticium candelabrum
Lineage: Eukaryota; Metazoa; Porifera; Homoscleromorpha; Homosclerophorida; Plakinidae
Product: coiled-coil domain-containing protein 191-like
Exons: 14
Coding region: 38-2761 (907 amino acids)
Source: RefSeq, a predicted model, not a curated record